UACGUCCUCUCUUGCCGUCACAACAGUCCGCGAAAUCGAGUGAGUAGCACAACGUACAAUAAUUUACAGUUAUUUCGAACUUUUCCUAAACACGCGUCGAACUGGGUUGUCAAUUAUUACCAUAUGAAAUAAGAAAAUCUUCAUUGUUACAAUGUGGAUGAUAAUCCAAGACAUAGUAGAGACAAAUACUCAAGAAGUGGACCACUUUCGUUGAAGAGAAAAAUCUCCAAACCCAUCGACCUGGUCUACCAUUAAUGAACUCUUCCACUGAACACUAAAAUGCGAUUGUGUCAUCCUGAUGUCCACGACGAUAUAUCAUUGGAUCAACUGGGGUCUGAUGUUAUUAAGCUAUGUGGCCAGUCUCUCCUUGUCUGGAGUGAUCACGGGAAAGAUUAUCAAGGCCAUAAUUUCACCGGACAGUCGCCUCCUGUUCAACCAGUUUCAUCUUCGCCAACACCAAUCUGAAGAUAACCCAGGAAAUCGUAUUCGAAUCCUGUGUUGGGUGCUGGCCACGUCUGACAAGAGAGUAAAUGCAUUGGCUGCCAAGAAGACGUGGGGUAAGAGAUGUGACAAGUUCGUCAUCGUCAGCGAUGUCGCGGAUUCGGAUCUGGGAACGGUGCAGGUAAAAUCGCGUUUACAAAAUGGAAAGGAAGUCCUUUGGCUGAAAACAAGAGAAAGCUUCAAAUAUCUCUUCGAUAUCCACCUUCAGGACUUCGACUGGUUCCUUAAAGCUGAUGUUGAUACAUAUAUUAUUGUUGAGAACCUGAGAUAUGUGUUGACGCUCUACGAUCCAGACUUUCCAAUUGCUCUGGGAGAACGCGCCAAUGUUGAUGGCAACUCUAAUUACAGUUUCUUAUCGGGUGGCUCUGGGUAUGCUUUGAGUCGAGCUGCUCUGAAGAUAUUCGGCGAAGUUGCAUAUCCCGACACAAAUCCCUGUCAAGCAAGAGCUAUUGCCAAUGAGGAUGUCAUGAUGGGUCAUUGCAUGACGAAAUCUGGGAUCAUGUUGGGUGAUACAAGAGACGAACUCGAGAGGCACAGGUUCUAUCACAACAAACCCGAAGAUUAUAUCGAAGGCAAAUGGCGAAAAUGGUUUCCAUCGGUGAUGAAAUACAGAUAUGACAAGGCGAGUUCACAUAAGAUUAAGUUAUGGAUGAACGUUAAAUUCACUCGCUCUGGAAAAUGGGGAAUCAACAGUUUAUCUGAAACGACCGUAUCGUUCCACACCUUGAAGAACGCAACCAGUCUCUACCUCCUUGAAAACUUGAUUUACGAAGUGAAGGUCUCAUCGUGCGAUUAA
Macrobrachium nipponense is the source of this 1297-nucleotide messenger RNA. RefSeq names its product glycoprotein-N-acetylgalactosamine 3-beta-galactosyltransferase 1-like. Lineage: Eukaryota; Metazoa; Arthropoda; Malacostraca; Decapoda; Palaemonidae. Gene Ontology annotation, cellular component: membrane. Gene Ontology annotation, molecular function: N-acetylgalactosaminide beta-1,3-galactosyltransferase activity. The record is from RefSeq and is a predicted model, not a curated record. The transcript has 8 exons. The coding region runs from base 299 to 1297 and encodes 332 amino acids.